Messenger RNA from Gigantopelta aegis, 4364 nucleotides. Its product is annotated as EF-hand calcium-binding domain-containing protein 6-like. The transcript is spliced from 15 exons. Gene Ontology annotation, molecular function: calcium ion binding. NCBI's taxonomy places the organism in Eukaryota, Metazoa, Mollusca, Gastropoda, Neomphalida, Peltospiridae. The record is from RefSeq and is a predicted model, not a curated record. The coding region runs from base 228 to 3020 and encodes 930 amino acids.
GGAUGUCGUUACAAUUCACAAAUUAAUCACUACUCGUUGGGUUACCGGGCGAACGUCGUUCAUGGCAACCCGUUGUUUGAUUUCGAGACGGCUUAUAGGUAGCUGGACGGGAUCCGGUGUUGGCCGUUAAAAGAGUACUACAGAUUUCUUUUUAUUCCAGGAUUUAACAUUUUAAAAGAACAAAACUUCAUCCAAAUAACUUUAUAAAACGUGGUAAGAGAAGAAACAUGUCGCAGGUCGGAGUGUCUCGGCCUGGCAGCCAGUUUAAUGGGAAAAUUGGUCUUCUGCCUGAAAUCCAGCACCCCCUCUCCAGAAUGAGCAACCCAGGCAACAUGGAUGUGAGAGGGGUGUCUCGCGCGGGGGAGAGGCCCAGCUCCCAACCUUCGGGCCGCCCUCUUGCCAGUGAAACGGCCUACCCUGUAAGGAAAAGUUUAAGUGCUAUCGGGAGAGAAAGCCGCCAGUCCAGCCGAGGUGAGGGUGUGGCGAGACAGUCUGUGAACAUACCUAUAGGCAGUAUUCCUGAAGGGGUAGAAGUUGCAUACGGCGACCCAGAGAAAACACGCAUUCCCAUAUUUGGUAACCGUGCAGCAACUGCUGACAGACAAGAUGUCUCGAGUCGAGCAUCCAGUCGCCUGUCAAGACCAUCGACACAGGCUAGGAUUGAGAUAGACGAAAUCGAAGCAUUGUUGAAGGAGAAGGUGAAAACAAGUUUUUAUGAAGUCCGAAAACGGUUCAAGGAUAAUGACCCUGAAGGGAGAGGCAACGUCUCCAGGGAAGCAUUUGCAAGAAUCUUGACGAUGAUCCUCGGUCGUCCUAUGACCCAGUGUCAGUUCACCCGCCUGAUGGAUCGCGUGGGUUUCAGAGAACGUCAGAUCAUCUCGUUCUCCGAGUUCUUCACCAACUAUCGACACAUCCCCGACGCCAACUACCCGCAGUGGAUGGAUCCAGUCAACAGACCGGGCUGUAAUGACCGGAUUACCAUGAAUGCGAACGAGGUCCACUUACAGCUCAAGGAAAGGGCAAAACAGAGGUUCCUGGAUGUUGCCGACAUGUUUCCCCAAAUGAACCCUGGCGGAACUGGUCGAAUCUUAAAGCCAGAAUUGAAACAACUGCUCAACAAAAUGUUGUAUUUCAUGAGCGAUUCUGAGUUUGAAGAACUCUGGAAGAGAUAUGAUCCAAAUGGAGAGGGAGUCAUUCGUGGAUCUCGCUUUCUCAAAGAACUGGGUAUAGAAUGGAGGAACGGAUCACUCGAAAUGGAAAGAUCGUCGCCAGUAAGAGAAGGUCGGAGUCCGCGGCGGAAAGAGAAGGAGAGACAGAAUCAAAUUGAUAUAGAGAUAUGGCUAAAGGAGAAGUUCAGAGAGGGAUUCUUCAACAUGAAGGCAGAAUUUGAAAAGAAAGAUUCAGAAAUGAAAGGAAUUGUCAGUUUUGAUGAAUUUAUUGAGGUUCUGGGAAGAUUUGGUCUGAAGUUGGAGAAGUCUUUGCUAGGGACAUUUCUAUCACGUUGUAGUAUACACGCCAUGGGUAAGGGCGUCCCCUAUCGGGAGUUUUUGCACCGCUUCCAGGACCGGAGUGAAUCUGGGAUGGUACACCAAAUACUGACAGACCCACGUCACAGGUAUAACAGACCGGAUGUAAUUGAAGAUGGCACGUCGAUCACUGCCAUUGAGUCCCAGCUCAUGAACAUGUUUCAGAGAGACUUCCUGGCUCUUCUUGGAACAUUCAAGAACAUUGACAAACUGGGCCAGGAUGUAAUAAGUCAGGAAGAGUUUCGUGCUGCCCUUGAGAGCCGAUUCGACAUGCCCUUGACUGAUCCACAGUUCAGAAGUUUCAUGGACCGAGUGCCUUUGGAUGAAGACGGAAAUGUCAAAUAUGUUCAGUUCAUGCAGUUUUUUGAUACGAAAGGAAAAGCACAAAGCCUUUUCGAGGAAAGACCCAAUAAAGUUGUGGAGACGUCGGACUACCCGCCACUUAAACAGUGUGAGUCCCCUCUCCUGGAGGACGACGAGCUGGAGGUGGGCGCUCUAGACGAGGAGACGAGCAGACGAUCAACUAAUGAGCUGUUCAAGCUCAUCAAAGGCCUGCUCAAGAAGCACUACCAGGACAUAGAGGACACGUUCUACAGUCUGGAUGAAACCAACACCAGACGAAUCACACCAGAAAUGAUGUAUCAGAUGUUUAAAAGAUUUGAUAUUAAUCCCGAGAUAACUCGAGGAGAGAUCCGCGAUUUAUGGAAUACGUUUAUCACCAACGCUGACAGGACAUUGGAUUAUUACCAGUUCGUCCGCCAUUUUGGAUUUUCCAUGCGUUCGGCAGCUUUCCCGAAUGCCAAGCUAAAUCCACCACGCCGUGGAGACUGUGACUUUAUGAUGAGAUCGAGAAAACUGAACUGCGAUUCUGAUAUGCUUGAGGACAGUUUAAGAUCGAAGGUGGAGUUUAUGUGGGAUGAUCUUCAGAGGGAGUUUCUCAAUAUGGACCCCUACACUACAGGUUUCGUAACAAAGGAAGAGUUCAAAGACGUUCUCUCUGAACUCUGCAUCCACUUGACGGAUUGGGAGCUUGAGGGACUCUGUGAGAGAUUUGCCUUGAAAAAGGACGGCAGGAUAUCCUAUAUAGAAUUUCUAAAACCAUUUGCUCAACGAAAGAAAAUCUGGCGUCAUGGUAACAACAUGCUGUCGUUGCUGCAGCACCCGCAGCCAGAACUGCCUAUUUCCGACAUCGUGGAACCUCCACAGCAAGGUCUAACUGGCUUAACCGCCAAACUCAGACAGAAGCUUGCUGGUGACUGGAAAAAUUUGCGACGAGCGUUCCGGAAGUUAGAUGUAACUGGUGAUGGCUACCUUUCCCUUCCUGAAUUUCGUUCAGUUUUAAAAUUAGCGAAUGUGGUUUUAGAUGAAGAUGAAGUGUACCAAGUUAUGAGUGAAUUUGACAGAGACAUGUCAGGAAAAAUACCCUACCACAAAUUUAUGGAAGAGGCAUUACGAACUGAAUCGAGAAAAAGUGACAAGAAAACUGCAGCGUAAAGACAUUAUGUUGGUGUGAUGAUCUACCGCCUGGUACACAAUGACUGAGCUCUGAGUGUCAACAAUUUAUUCCCUUUUCCUUGUGUACCUAUAUAAACAGUGUGACAAAAUAGCAGAACUUCUCCACAAUAAAGCACUCUUUAAUAACACCAUGCAGUCUGUACAUGGUGCAAUUAGUAUUAAAUACGUUACACAGUAAUUGGCCAUGUUUAAAAAGAAUUUAAUGUAAUUAAUACGUAUAUGCAACGUGACAUUUAGCAAUCCACACUUCUUCUUUUUUUGACAAUAUAAACAAAUUUAUUUAGCUUAUAUGUUGUGCGAAACUGAAACUAAAAUUCAUAUAUAAUACGCUCGUAUAUACUACAUUAUUAUAUAAAAUGUUCUCUCCUAAUUGACAAUAUCCUGUCCUGGACGAGGAGCCGGCAUAAGUCGACACGUGCGCCGAUGACAGGUGUGUGCUACAGCAGCUUGUUCUAAAUGUGUAUGUUAAACCCUAUGACUAGAACUGACCUGACCUGACCUGAUUUACAAUAAGCAGGUGGUUGUGGUUCACAAAAAUCGUAAUGCUAUUAUUAUUGAAUUCAGCAUAAAUUACCUGUUAUUAUAUAAUCAUUCAUAAUAUAAUAGACUAAAAAUAUUAUUCCGAAGUUAUUUAUAUUGCAAUCAACAGUGAAGACUGUACACAUUAAUUGGCUGUUUGUACAUUGGAUUAUGUUCUUGAUGUCGGACCUUGCGUUAAUUUAGGUACAUGAUUUGUCACUAUAAUACGCAUGCAUGUAUAUACAUUUCAAAUACACUGUGAUAGUACAUAUUUGAUUCAGAGUUUUUUUCACAUAAUAUAUAAUAUUUACAUAAUGCUUAUCUUUCUAUUACUGCUAAAUUGUGGUAAUUAUGACUAUAGUUGAAAAUGAAAUUGUAAAAUGCGUCUAGAAAUACCACUGGCGACAUGCUAACUCUAUUUUAAUCUUUGACUAUCAUGUGUGACAAAUGUGUAAACACAUUCUGUUAUAUACUAGUAUUUAAUUUAGUUUGUGCAACCUGUAAUCAGUAUUAUUAACAAGUCCAUCUAGAGGUGUUACAUUUUUGUGUGCUAAAGUAGCAAUUGCUAAUUUAUUAACGCAUUUCGUAUAGUGGUUGUUGUUGUUUUAACCUAUAAUGAUAUGGAUUUUACAAAUAUGUUUGUUAUUAAUGUAAGAAAACACUGCUAAUAAUGCAAUAUUGGUGAUGAUUUUAAGUGGUGUUUCCAUGGGAAUAUCUACAAAUGUCCAAGAUAUAAAUGUGUUCUGGUUUUACUUUUACGAGCAAAGAACAAGAACAGAUAAUACAUGAUAAUAAUCUUGUUCA